Molecule: messenger RNA, 1570 nt
Organism: Hypoxylon fragiforme
Lineage: Eukaryota; Fungi; Ascomycota; Sordariomycetes; Xylariales; Hypoxylaceae
Product: Pkinase-domain-containing protein
Exons: 6
Coding region: 551-1570 (339 amino acids)
Biological process (GO): DNA damage response; protein phosphorylation; regulation of transcription by RNA polymerase III
Cellular component (GO): cytosol; protein kinase CK2 complex; nucleus
Molecular function (GO): ATP binding; protein serine/threonine kinase activity
Source: RefSeq, a predicted model, not a curated record
CUUCAGGCUUUUUAGGUACCGUAAAUGUACAAUACCGUACCUGCCGAACUUGAGUUGACUGCAGUGACUGCACCCAGUGACCAGCCAGUGACCAGCCAGUGACCAGCCUUUUUUGGUGGAUCACCCCCCAAUUCCCUAUUUUUUUUUUACCUUCUAAGGCUUGACCUCCUAGUCUCGUCCUAUUCAAUUCGACAUCCCACUUUGACCAUCUCCCAUCACAUGUCCCAUUUAAUAAAUCCUUACAUACAUAAUUCAUAUCCACGUACCGUACCCAUAUCCAUUAUCUUCAUCCCCGUCUUCCCACCCGUAUCACCAGGAACGACGACGACGGGUUCUCUUGGGUUACGACCUUGAACCCACCGCGCUCCGUUGCGUGCCGCAUACUUCCUUUCCCUUCCCUUCCCUUCCCCCUCCCCUCUCCCUCCCCUCCCUCGGCCGCACUCGCUUCACCUUCUCUCCAAUCGCCGCCAAUUUCAAUCCCGAUCUUCCAUAUCAGCAAUCGUAUCGCCUUGUUGCGUGGUGUCCCGCCUGGACACAUACACCAAUUAUCAUGGCGCGCGUCUACGCCGAAGUCAACCAGAAUAUGCCCCGAAGUUAUUGGGAUUACGAUUCCGUUAACAUAAGCUGGGGCAUCCUGGAGAAUUACGAGGUGGUCCGUAAAAUUGGUCGCGGAAAAUACUCUGAGGUCUUUGAGGGUAUCAACGUCAUCAACUAUCAAAAAUGUGUUAUCAAGGUUCUGAAGCCUGUUAAGAAGAAGAAGAUUAAGAGAGAAAUCAAAAUCCUUCAGAACCUCUCAGGUGGCCCAAACAUCGUGGCCCUCCUCGAUGUUGUGCGAGACAACCAGAGCAAGACCCCGUCCUUGAUCUUUGAGUACGUGAACAACACCGACUUCCGAAGCCUGUACCCCAAAUUCAACGACAUCGAUGUGCGAUACUACAUCUUCGAACUCCUCAAGGCUCUUGACUACUGCCACAGCAAGGGAAUCAUGCACAGAGACGUCAAACCUCAUAACGUUAUGAUCGAUCAUGAGAACAGAAAGUUGCGCCUCAUCGAUUGGGGUUUGGCCGAGUUCUAUCACCCAGGAACCGAGUACAAUGUGCGCGUCGCAUCCCGAUAUUUCAAGGGUCCCGAGCUACUGGUAGACUUCCAGGAGUAUGACUACAGUCUCGAUAUGUGGAGUCUUGGUGCUAUGUUUGCAUCCAUGAUCUUCCGCAAGGAGCCUUUCUUCCACGGGAACAGCAACUCAGAUCAGCUGGUCAAGAUUGCUAAGGUGCUCGGCACUGAUGCUUUGUUUGAUUACCUGGAUAAGUACGAGAUAGAACUUGACCCCCAGUAUGACGACAUUUUAGGCCGAUUCGCCAAGAAGCCAUGGCACAGCUUUGUCAACCAGGAGAACCAGCGUUUUGUUAGCAACGAAGCGAUUGAUUUCCUCGACAAGCUGCUUCGAUACGACCACCAGGAGCGACUAACCGCCAAAGAGGCUAUGGCACACCCCUACUUUGCCCCUAUUAGGGACCCAACCACCCUCACGGAAUACCUUGGCGGUGCGACUGUUAGCUCAGAGUCUUGA